AUGGACUCCAGUGAUUCAGAAGAAGACGAAUGGACAGAUGAUGAUUUUGAUGAUGAAGUUGAUGUUGAUUUUGAUGUUAAUGUUAAUUUUAAUGUUAAUGUUAAUGUUAAUGUUAAUGUUAAUGUUAAUGUUAAUGAUGAUGAUGAUGAUGAUGAUGAUGACGAGACCUCAGACCCGUCAGUCCACAAAGUCACUGAUAUCGAUGACGAUCCAAAUGGAGAAUAUGAACGGCUUGAGGAGCUUGCUAAUGAGUUUGGAGGCAUGACGCUGCGCGAAACCGCUGAGGGACUUCGUGCUGACGAGGCUGGGCUACGAAAGAUGCAAGAUCAUGUUCGAGAAAUGAGAAUUGCCAUUUGUGAUUUGAGUAGACAAAUGAAAACAUCUUUAGAAUUGCGUAAAAAAAAAAUCAUUUCUUAUGAAGAUAAUUUACAACUUGAUAUGGCGGAAGCCCGUAUGGAUCGACUGGAAGAUGCAGAAACACGACUCAAGGAAAAGGUGUUAAAUCUCAAAUGUUCAAUACAGCACCGAAAGAUUCGCAAACAGGUGGAGGAGGAGCGGAGGGAGGAAGAAAUUAAGAGGGAGGCUUGGUUGAAACGUGAGGAAGAAGUCAAAGAACUUAUACGCAGUGGAGUGCCUCAGGCAGAAAUUGACCGAAUGCGCAUGCUUGACGAUAAACGGUUAAAGGAAGAGGAGCGCAAACUGGAGAAGAUUCGGGCAAAGAGAAAGGAAGAACAGGAGGCCAGAGAAAAAGAGGAUGAAGAAAAACAUAGGAAUGAGAUGCGAAUCAGGCACUCAAAAAGGUUUAAGGAACAGUUUGAAGCCGCAGUUAGAAAUGCACAGGUGUUUGUGCAAGCACGUGAAGACAGGGAUCGGGUUCUGGAUGCCAUUAUAGCUGCACACACACAGACUAUGGAGGAACGGUACCGAAAUGCCCAUAACACACGGACUGGCACUGUAGCUGAAAUGAUUGAGGUUGGACUGCUUCAGCCUACAGUUGUGGAUUCACAUGGUGUUGUGAGCCGGCCAGGAACAGGGACAACAAUGCAACCAGCGGCGGGGUAUAUUUCAGUGAAUAUGAUUCCCUAUCGAAUGGCAGAGGAACAAGUGGGCCGACCUAUUUAUACCGUUCCACCAAAUGUGAGGCUGGCCUUGACACCUGCACCACCAGAACGAGUGGAAGAGCUGGUCAGAGCAGCCUCGGCGGGUGGAACAUCUAGACCAAUGAGCCAAGGUAGUAGAGACAAUACAGCGACGCCUCACCGACCAUUGGGAAGUGCACCUGGUGCCCUUGAAAGCGUUGAUGAUUCACAUGAUAUGACGAGAGGGACUGAGUAUUUAGUAUCUCCAGAUGAAACAGCAGCUAUAGAGGAAGAAAUACCUCAAGUUGCUACUCAACCCAAUUUGACGGAAAUUACAUCAACAUGGCUUGCACAAGCAAUAUCUCGGGGUAUAAUCCAGGGAAUGCCACCGCCUGGUUCGCUCCAGACCACGGCGCCUGGUUUUACACGGCUACCAUCACAUGGAAUGGUUCGAGGAAUACCCCCACCAAGUUUGCAACCAAGCACGGCACCUGGUUUUGCACAAACUGCAUCUCAAGGAACGCCACCAUCAAGUUUUGUGCCAAACAGAGAUCGACUUGCCGAAAACAUAUCAGAACCUAUUUUACCCACUAUUCCUGAAUUACCAGCCCUGUCCCCAGAAACUUCAUCUGGCGUACUACCUAUAAUAUCUUCAGAAACUACCCAAGAAACUAAUUUGAAUCAACCAGCAUCUAGUCAACUCAGAACCAACCAAAGAAAUGCCGUUCUUAGUGUGGUACCGAAUGAAGAAUCAAGUUCAGGACAUGGGUUGCCUCCUGGAUUAUUGCAAACAAUGACGCCUGGAUUGACGCCUGUAAUGACGAGAAGCUUGUCUACAGGUUUGUCACCUGAAGCUUCUUCCAGUCUCACUACAGACUUGAUUUCUAAUGUGAAUCAAGAAUAUGUUCCUGGUGCAAUCCAUCGUAUUAGUGAAGGAAUCCCCUUAUCUUCAACUCAAAGACCAGCACCCCCAGUACCAAAUUUUGGAGUUAUUGGUGAUCGAUCACGGCAUAUUUCGCGACCAGUUGCACAGCCGAUAACACUGCAGUCAUCUUUUCCUGAAGAGAGCCGCACCGUAAGUCCGACGACUAUUAAAGAUGGUGAACAACCCGGGCUUGAAGAAAAUCGAAAUGAAACUUUGAUGCCCAUUGAAAAUGAUUCAAUUCUGCAGCAGCCAUCAGAAUAUAGUGGAAAGAAGCAAGGUCAACUGCGAAAGGAACCUGAGGACAGAGAAACUACUAGUGACUUGGAGCAAUCAGCUUUUAAAAAACAGAAAACAGAAAAGUAA
This is a messenger RNA of Magnusiomyces paraingens, 2367 nucleotides long. RefSeq lists its product as uncharacterized. NCBI's taxonomy places the organism in Eukaryota, Fungi, Ascomycota, Dipodascomycetes, Dipodascales, Dipodascaceae. Bases 1 to 2367 code for a protein of 788 amino acids. The transcript has a single exon. The record is from RefSeq and is a predicted model, not a curated record.